CGACCGGCGUUGGGGGUCGUUGUUAUCACCUACAUUGCGUUGUCAAUCGUUGGAAAGAGCUGAAGCUAACCACCGCUAGCCACCAAAGCUGCAGCAGUGUUCGAGGAACUGUGUAACCUUAAGCUGUGAUUCUGACUUCUCUCAAACGCAUCAUGCCCUGGGAACGACCGGCCAACGUACCUUUUCCGAAUGUUUGGUGGACGUUCGAAGCUCCCGAUCCGGACCGUGAGGAUGGUGCGCUGGUGACGUACCGUGUGGAGGACUUAACGGAAGAUCGAUUCGAUGAUGCUAUCAAACUGUACACCGAACAUUUCCUUGACGACGAGCCACUUUGUUCGUAUGGCCGGGUUCGACACAUUCCCGCGUCCUAUGAAGAAAUUCUCGCAUUCUGGCAUUACCUGCUCAGCGAGAAGUUUACCAUAGUAUGCUACAAGGAAGGAUCCAAAGAGAUGGUAGGAGCCAACCUGCUUUCGGUGAAGAUGGCCAGCGAUAAACACGACCUAACGGAUUUGAUAAAAACUGAAAGCAUGCAAAAAUUGGUUGCCGUCAACGAGUACAUGACCGAUACGGUGAACCUAUUCGAACGGUACGGUGUGGAUAAGUACUUGACGGCGUACGGAUUGAGCGUGAACAGUCGCUACCGUGGGCGCGGAAUCGCCACCGAAAUACUGAAAGCACGUCGACCGAUUUGCCGGGCAUUUGGCUUGCGACUUACGAGCACCAAUUUCACCGCCAUUGGUUCACAAAUACCGGCCGCAAAGGUUGGCUUUAAAACGGAUCUAGAAAUGCAAUACGAUGAAUUUGUAAAAGUCAACCCGACUUACACCUUCGAUGGAAUCAAGAGCAAAAGUCUAAAGCUGAUGAGCCUACCGAUUGAAUGAGUUACUUGGCGGAAAGUGUGAGUGUGUGAUGUAAGGCGCAGUUGCAUUUAAAUGUAGUGAUGUUAAAUAAAUAUGAAAUUGCUAAUGUUUA
Molecule: messenger RNA, 972 nt
Organism: Anopheles arabiensis
Lineage: Eukaryota; Metazoa; Arthropoda; Insecta; Diptera; Culicidae
Exons: 3
Coding region: 153-881 (242 amino acids)
Molecular function (GO): N-acetyltransferase activity
Source: RefSeq, a predicted model, not a curated record